Sinocyclocheilus grahami is the source of this 3784-nucleotide messenger RNA. RefSeq names its product transcriptional regulator ATRX-like. NCBI's taxonomy places the organism in Eukaryota, Metazoa, Chordata, Actinopteri, Cypriniformes, Cyprinidae. Gene Ontology annotation, cellular component: nucleus; pericentric heterochromatin. Gene Ontology annotation, molecular function: ATP binding; chromatin DNA binding. The record is from RefSeq and is a predicted model, not a curated record. Gene Ontology annotation, biological process: chromatin remodeling; replication fork processing. The transcript has 19 exons. The coding region runs from base 184 to 3348 and encodes 1054 amino acids.
CAGUUUCCGGUGCGCCAUUUUGAGCUGUCUGGCGCAAGUUCCACUGGGAAGAUGGCGGGUGAAACUGGUUGAGUUUUUGCGGUUUGCCAAAUAUGAGUUUCAUGUCAAUAACCGAAACACGUCGCGGCUGUUGAUUGUGCUAAAAGCUCGGUGGUGUGUUGAAGCGCUGUGCGCGAGGAGGAGAUGUCUGCCGAAGUCCUCAGACCCGGGCCGGUGGCCGGUGGAGGCAGUAAGCUAGGUGAGCUGAUCGGGAAGCUCCAUGAGUACUUGGCAGCAGCCACGGAAGACAAGACUGAACCUACUUUACCCGGACACUGGAAUGGAACCACGGCCAAAGAAUACUUGGAGCAGCAGGCUCACGCCCAGUCCAGUGGCCCCUCAGAAGUGGGAAUGUUGUCGUCAUCUCGUUCGAGAAGGAAACCGGCUGUUGUCACCAAACACAGCGGGAUGAACGAGUCAGACACUUCGUCUGAGAGUGGAGCAGAAGAUGGAAUGUCUGACCACUCCAGCGACCCAGACACCAACUUCCUACCCAAAGGAACUGUAUUUGUGCUACCGGAGCCGGUUAGUAAUGAAGCUCGUGAUGAUUUCCGUGGUCCAGAAUUCCGCAGCAGACGUGUUUACAAGCAGCAUAGGGACGGUGGUGACAGACGCAGAGGAGGAUAUGAGAUGGAGAGGGUAAACUGCACAGCGUGUGGUCAGCAGGUGAAUCAUUUCCAGCGUGACUCAGUCUACAGGCACCCUAUGCUCAAAGUCCUCAUCUGCAAGAGUUGUUUUAAGUAUUAUAUGAGUGAUGACAUCAGCAAAGAUUCAGAGGGGAUGGACGAGCAAUGCAGGUGGUGUGCAGAGGGAGGGAGUCUGAUUGGCUGUGAUUACUGCAGUAAUGCCUUCUGUAAGAAGUGUGUUCUGCGUAACCAGGGGAGGAAGGAGCUGUCCACCAUCCUGGAGGAAGAGAGGAAGUGGUACUGUUAUGUGUGCAGUCCCGAGCCAUUGGUGGAGCUGAUUUUGGCCUGUGAUUCAGUUCUAGAGAACCUAGAGCAGGCUCAGAAACGAGCCUCCCGUACUGAGCCAAACUCGGUCCGGGGGAGGUCUAAUAAGGCCUAUCUGAUGGGGGCAGGAGGCGGGCCGGUGCCCUCUGCAGGCCUUUACCAGCGAAUGCAGCGGUUUGUAGAUGUUGCCACAUCUCUGAGCCAUUCCUUCAAGGCAGUCGUUCAAACUGAAAGAGAGGAGCAAGGAACCCAAGAAGAGAGAAUUGGGCAGCUAAGGAUGUUCCGCGCUGUGCUGGAUGAUCUGCAAGCUGCCAACAGUACAUUACAGGAAUCCCUAGACCAUGAGCUGACUGGGUCCAAACGUGCCUGUGGAGUUGAAAGGCAUAAGCCAAAAGGGAAGGGCAGACAGAAAAAGGGAAUGUCAUCACAGAGCCCAGGACUCACUAAAAAGCUGGUGGUUAAACUCACUCCUGUACUGGUUAGCCCACAACCCAUCAGCAGUGCGUGUCUUUCCAUUCAUCCAUCACCUGACAGACAAAAGAUAAAGAGUGGGGUGAUAGAUGGAGCACUGGAAGAAAGAGGGACAUUGGUGGAGAUAGAAAAGGGGAUGGAAAUGGAGGGAAUGGCUGAGAGAGAAGAUGUGGAAAAAUAUUGUGUUAACCAUGACGAGGAGGAGGAGGAGGAAGAUGAUGAUGAUGAGGAGGAGGAAGAGGAAGAGGACCAGACUGACCAAAAAAAUGUGUCUUUAUCAGAGGAGAAUAAACGUUCUCCACGUGUGAAAACCACACCACGUCGGCGGAGGACGAACCCGAGCACCACAUCUGAGCACGCUGGUUUAGCUGAGGAUGACUCUGAUUCUGACGAGGUGCCUGAAGUGUUGCUCCAGACCGCUGCUGCCAUGGCGAACAGCGAGGAAGAGGGUUUGGUAGGUAGCAGUUGGGACGGGGAUGAGGUAAACCAGCACGUCAGAAAGCAGUGUCUCUUUGGACUGGUAAAAACCACACCUCCGGACAGAGGCUCUCGUAAGCGGAAUCUCAAAGAGAGAUCUUCAUCAUCCUCAUCAUCCUCUUCUGUGUCUUCAACGAGGGGCUCCCAGGUCCAGGGGUCAACAGUCAGAAUUACCAGGGGACGAGCCCACAAAGUUGCCAGGAUGUCGGGACAGAGUGGGAGUUCGUCAAGUGAGGUGGGAGGACAGGAACUGGAGAGUGGGCAGAGCAGUGACUCUGACGAUCAGAGGAUCAAACCGCUGACAGAGGGCGUCACAUUGCUGGGCUCUGGAAAUUUCCAGCAGUCUUCCGGUGAUGAGAUGGACAUCCAGCCAGGUCCGUCUUUGUCUGUGGAGGACGAUGAUUUAGAAAAUAGAAUUGCGAAGCAGAUUCUGCUGGCUCAGAUCAGAGCUAAUCUGUCCUCUGCUUCUGAGCUGGAUGCCAGCUCAGAUGAGCACUCAGAGAGCAUGAGAGAAGAGCAGAAGAAGAGCAAGAUCAGAACAUCAGAGACAACAAAAGAGGAAGUUAAUGGUGCUGUGGUGGCAGAGCUGGCCACAGUGAAGUCUGUGGCUGUUCGUGUUGAGCUGUUGAAUGACUGGUUUACGAAUGGUGGCGUAAUGAUCAUGGGUUAUGAGGUUUUUCGUACACUGACACACACAGAUAGUGCAAAAUACAGUGAACACAAAGAAGCCCUCCGCUCAAUGCUCCUGGAUCCAGGCCCUGAUCUGGUGGUAUGUGACGAGGGUCAUGUCCUUAGGAAUGCGGACUCCAGUAUCUCAAAAGCCAUGCGAGCUCUACGGACACGUAGGAGAAUCAUAUUGACGGGAACGCCGCUUCAAAACAACCUUACUGAGUAUCACUGCAUGGUGAACUUCAUUAAGGAGAAUCUGCUGGGCUCUCUAAAGGAGUUCCGGAACCGUUUUAUUAAUCCAAUUCAGAACGGUCAGUGCGCAGACUCCACCCCUGCUGAUGUCAGACUCAUGAAGAAUAGAUCGCACAUCCUCCAUCACUUAAUGUCAGGAUUCAUACAGAGGCGGGACUACUCAGUCUUGAUGGCCUGUUUGCCACCAAAGCACGAGUAUGUGCUGUCAGUCAGGAUGACGUCUCUGCAGUGUCAAUUAUACACACACUAUCUGCAGAACUACACAGGGAAAGGAGUAGGUGUGAACAAUUUGUUUCAGGACCUUCAUGUUCUGAGUUUGAUAUGGACUCAUCCCUGGUGUCUUAAACUUGCUCAGCUGAACAGGAAUAAGGGGAAAGAGGAAGUCUUCACAGGUCUGGGUGCAGGUUUGGUGAGCGAUUCUGUAAAGCCGAAUGACUCUGAAGGGUAUGCUGUGUUUCUGAUCAGAUUUGAAUAUUUCCUGUACCACUAAUGUGCUUCAUGCUUUUGUAAAAUAUCAGACAUCAAAGCUAGAGUAACUCUGAAUUGAAGAACAAAAAGACAUUUGUCUUUGUAAACAAUGUAAAUUAAAAGCAUUAUAGAAUAUUUUGUUUUGGAAGCAAUUGGUAAAUGUGAGACUGAUACGUGCAGGGCCGCCGCGUGCAUAUAGGCGAACUAAGGCGGCAGCACAGUCAGGGCGGCAAAAAGGAACUCUAAAUUAACUUCAUAGUAAUGCCGCUCCCGUGCUGUGCCCCACCUGAGCGGCGUCAAUAUCACAUGCAAAUCACCCUCGUGUACUUCCAUAAAUGUCAUCAAAAUGAAUAAAAUUCCCGCACAUGAAUGACCUUUGCUACUGGUGAUGUCUGAUGAGUUUUAAAGCCCGACACGCACUUCUGAACGGUAAGAUUAUAGCCUACUGUGAGAGAAAA